This is a messenger RNA of Enterobius vermicularis (human pinworm), 309 nucleotides long. Lineage: Eukaryota; Metazoa; Nematoda; Chromadorea; Rhabditida; Oxyuridae. The record is from the annotation of a GenBank genome assembly.
AUGGCGUUAACAUCAGUUGUUAUCUGUGUAUUAUCGGUACUAUCUUCAAUCAUCAAUGGGCAAUUCGGUAAUGGACCUUUUAUGGCGCCUCCAAUUAACACUGUUGGAAAUGGGCAAGUAGCAAAGCGGCAGGAGCCAUCUGGAAUGGCUGUCGUCCAGGAACCGGGUAACGGCAUACAACCAAGAGAUAUUCAAGUUCAAGUUUACUGCUCUGACUGUACUGUUGAAAUGUACAACAUCUCGAAUCCAGAUGUAAAUCAAACUCUGCCAACAUUUAUAAGAAACAUGUUUCCAUUUCUAAACUUCUAA